Dicentrarchus labrax (European seabass) is the source of this 851-nucleotide messenger RNA. RefSeq names its product ENY2 transcription and export complex 2 subunit (gene eny2). Gene Ontology annotation, cellular component: DUBm complex; nuclear pore; SAGA complex. The record is from RefSeq and is a predicted model, not a curated record. The transcript has 5 exons. Gene Ontology annotation, molecular function: chromatin binding; transcription coactivator activity. NCBI's taxonomy places the organism in Eukaryota, Metazoa, Chordata, Actinopteri, Moronidae. Gene Ontology annotation, biological process: positive regulation of DNA-templated transcription; regulation of transcription by RNA polymerase II; poly(A)+ mRNA export from nucleus. The coding region runs from base 297 to 584 and encodes 95 amino acids.
GUUUCCUGUCGGAGUGUGAAAGCUGAUGGUAAAGCCCGUAAAAUCAAAAAGCCUGUGCUAUCUUUAGCGACAUAUCAAGUACAGUUUUGAACAGUUGAAAAACGUAAAUGAGACGUAUAUCUUAGCUCAUAGUGGCUGCGGGACUUUGUGAUGUUUGUUCUGAAUGUGUCUGCUGUGUUUUCAGAGCCAGUUGACCUUAUUUCAUCGUAACUUUCCCAUGUACGCCACAGAGCCACUGUGGUAAAACCGAGGAGUGAGACCUCUUUAUUUCAUCCUUCUCUAGUGUGUAAAAGACUAUGAGUAAAGAGUCCAGAAUGAGGGCAACGAUAAACCAGAAGCUGACAGAGAUGGGGGAACGAGAGAGGCUGAAGGAGCUACUGAGGGCCAAACUCACUGAGUGUGGAUGGAAGGACCAGAUGAAAGCUCACUGCAAAGAAGUAAUCAAAGAAAAAGGCUUUGAGCACGUCACUGUGGAGGACCUGGUGGUAGAGAUCACUCCUAAAGGAAGAGCUUUGGUGCCAGACAGCGUCAAGAAAGAGCUUCUCCACAGAAUAAGAGCCUUUUUAGCUCAGCAUGCCACCUAAUUUUAACAUUUCCUUAGACCACUAACUUGCCUAUACUAUCAUGAUAAAGAAUAUUUUUAAUGAAUUGAUUUACUUGAAUUUUAAAGAUUUCCUUUUCAUUAAAUUGAAUUUUCAGUGUAAUACUGAUACACGCUUAGCUAUUUGGUUGCAUGUAUUUACAAAUUCUGUUGCUACUGUUGUCACGUAUUUGUAAAUGCACUUACUUUGCACAUUUAGUUCCUCCGUGUAUGAGAUAUGGUAUUUAAAUAAAGCGUUUGAUUUGUUGGA